Messenger RNA from Candidozyma haemuli, 3420 nucleotides. RefSeq lists its product as uncharacterized. The record is from RefSeq and is a predicted model, not a curated record. Lineage: Eukaryota; Fungi; Ascomycota; Pichiomycetes; Serinales; Metschnikowiaceae. Bases 1 to 3420 code for a protein of 1139 amino acids. Gene Ontology annotation, molecular function: protein binding. The transcript has a single exon.
AUGCUGCUCAUAUUCCGGCGAACGCCGCCCCUCUCGCCGCUAGGGCUCGCCCUCAGGCGAUACUCGAAACUACCGAGUCUACGAAAACAACAUCUCCUAUUUGCCACCACAACAAGCCUGAAAAACGGCUCCUUCAAACGUUUUGCAUCCCACAGUACCAGGGAGAAGGUUUCUCCGAAAUUGACACAGCCUGAACGGGUCAUUCUGGACAUUGAGCUCCAGGAGAGAUAUAUCAGUUAUCUACGAGAAGCAGGGAAGCUAUCUGAGGAAGAUUUGACGGCUAUUAGUGGGUUUUUCAACCAGGCGAUCGAAUUGGCGUCGGGCGAGCUUUCCAAGGAAGCGUACGGGUUUGUGGUGAAGUUCUGGCUUACAGUGUUUCGAGAACACCGAGGAGGCCCUGCUUUGCAGAGGAUCUUGCUUAGGUCUAAAGAUAAGGUUGUGAAUCUUUGUGUGAACAAUUUGGAUUACGUGAAAUACGUCGAGUGCAUGGGCCAUGUGCCUGGGAAGGAGUGGGCAGAUACGGUAGCGCAGACGCUUCGGUUCCAGGUUCUGGGAAAGGGAGAGCUUCAGUUUGACAGUUCGAGCAUCCGGGCGUUUCUCAGGGGUGACCACGAUUUGGAAGCGAAACGGAGGAUGUUGGCGACGUUUCUUCGGAAAGCGCUUCUUUAUUCGCUGAAAUAUGAUAUGCCCAAAGUGGUUUCUGCGUUUUUUGGGUUUGCCAACGACGUGGGCGACGGGAACUUGCUUUUGAUUAAACCAGAACAUGCUGUUUACCGCCAGGCACUUGCGCUUUUGAGUUUUCCUGGCGAAAAGACGUCGGUUGCUGCACAUAUCCAACUGCUAGGACGUCUUCUUCUGGGGACAGAAAACGGCGAUAAAGCUGUGUUUUCCAAUCUUCUAACGUCACUAAUGACGGCAAUCGCUCAGAAACGACCCCAGGUGGCGCUCGAGUACUGGAAAUACAAGGCAGAAUCGUUGGUGGUGCCCAAACCCAAGGUAAACGAGUUUCUCACACUGCACGAUCUUCUGACGGCCAUGUGGGCGCUACUCCGUAAAAACGACUACCAGGAGUGUCUUGAGCUUUAUCCAAAGUACCCACACCUUCACAGCGACCAGCAGAUCGAUAUAUUUUUGAAAAUCAGUGAAAAGACAAAAGACUGGCAACAUCUCCAAAAACAGUUUGAAGAUAUGUACGGUCGUGGCGAACUUCCUUAUGUUCAGCACUAUUCCAUUGUUAUGAACGCUUUGGCGUCGAUUAAAGUGGUUAAAGAAGUGGACGAGCUUUAUGAGCAGCUUCUCAGAAGAAAAUUGAAGCCUACUUGUGAAAUCCACGCUGCCAUCAUCAAAAGCAGAUUAGCCAUCAACGAUUACGCUGGCGCCGAAGAAAAAUUUGAAGAGUUCCUCCAAAACUACGAAAACGGCGCCGUCGUUCAAGGAAGCGUUGCUCGUGUACAUGCUCUUAUAUUUGAACUCCAUUUCCAUGCCAGUACGCUUCCCCGGCUCAUGAAAGCUCUACAGGAAGUCAUAGACAGACAGAAAACAUGCACGGUGCCGUUGAUCGACACGAAGUUUCUCUGUGACGUGAUAAAAACCGUGGGAGCCAAUUAUGGAGUUCGUGAGCUCGAACAGUUAUGGGAGAUUGCUGAGCGGUUUUCCAUGAAGACUGAAGAAGUGUAUGAAAAGACAAUUAAUGCACUUUCGAGGUUUGGCGAGUACGAAAAAGCCGAUAAACUCACGUUUGAAGCACAUUUGGAGUCGGCAGUUCCGUUCACCAGCUCAGUUAUUGCCAAAGCGCAGCUUAAAAACUUACGAAGCUGGUAUAAUGCAACCACCGAUGGUGAAAUCAGGCCUUACAUUGCAGCCAAAGCCAUGACGAUCAUAAAAGGCGUUGAUCUGGGGAAAUUUUCACUAAACGGCCGUUCCAAGUUGCUUUUGGAAGCCAUCAAGUUCGAAUUGGCCAUAAACAGAAGAGGAACCGCUAGAGCGUACCUCGACCAAGCCAUAACCUUAGAAGGCGUCUCUGAAGAGCACUAUAUUCCGUUUUUGAAGUACCAUUGCAAUGCCAGAUCAUACAAAGGCGCCAGUGCUGUUUUGGAGCUAUACAGAGAAAUGGCUGGCAACAGGAUCGUCUUGACAUCAAAAACGUAUGUGUAUUUGAUCAAAGCGUUGGUGGAGAUCGACAGAAGCAACUCAGCCAACUACGUCAAUUCAUAUAAGUUGUUGGAAUCGGUUUUCGAGCUCUAUGGGUUAUCUUUGUUUGAACACAUCAAACCCUUGAGAGCUUCUGCUGGAGACAUGUACUACCAUGCUGAAAACCUUCUUAGAGUGGUGACAACGUACGUUAGAGCGACCACGAAUAAGAACGACGAUGCCAAAAUGGACCUUGUGGUGCAUUUCCUUAACCAGAUGAAAGAUCGUCUUGGGAACUGUAUUCCUCUUCGGUUCAGGCUUGCUAUUUUCAAAGAAAUGGGCAUUCUUUAUAGGUUGAUUGGCGAUAACGAAACCGCCAGACGGUUAGCAUUAAAAGCUCUUGACGAACUUAACGAUGUUGCUGCCCAUUACAGAAAAGGCCAGGAAGAGUCUUUCUUGGAACCAGUGCUUCCCAAGCUUCUCCAGCUCGAUUACAGACAAGUGUAUGAAGUGUUGCUUCCAGUUUACCGAGAGCUCCAGGCUCCGUCGGAAGAAUAUCAGAGAUUGGCCCAAACUGCACUCACAUAUAAUGUUCACCUUGCUGGACCCAUUUUCCGGCCAAUUAUCGAACAUAUCAUGAAAGAAGAGCCCACUGAAUCCAAAGUACGAACCAUUCUCGAUAUUUGUGAACGGUUCCUUGUCGCUGGAAGCUGGGUGGAAGUCAACAUCGAGAAGAAACAACAGUUUAUUUAUAAAUUGUACAUUCUUUUUCUCACCAGGAGCAUGCCCACGCAACGAAUCAUGGACAAUUACGUUCUUUUCAACAAGUACUAUAAUGUCAGAAGCAUUGACGAGCUUAAAGAAGAGUUCAAGCACGUGGGAAACCUUGCUGAGGCUUUACAGUGUGCUCUAGACGAAUACGGCGUUAUGACGUCGUUCACAUGGAAAGUACACGCUUUGGUGAAAGAUCCACAUAAAUUCUUCUUGCCUGGACGAAGCAUUCCGUCGAAAAACGUCAUGGACCACCGGAUGUCUGCCAAAAUUUAUGCUUAUAUUGGAAAGUACAGUCUGGACGACCGAACCAAGGCAUUCAAGCUUUAUGACGAUUUCCCAGAUACCGUGGAGUACCUUCUUUAUUAUGGCCAGGCCAGAACAAGGCUUCAGGGCCUCAGACGAGAAAUAGACGAGAUUCGGCCGCCGCCAGCGUUUUCCACCAACGAAGGGCGAAAAAACAGGAGAUUCAGAACCCUAGGAGCUUUAAGACAGUCGAUGAAGCUCUUAUCGCAUUGA